AUGUCUCCUCACAUGAGUGCCGCCGACUUUUUCGAGCCUGCCAUGGACAGGCCACCGUCCCCAGGCAGGAUACGGCAGCUCAACUCGCAGAUGAGGCGAGCCUCCCAGCUGCGCCGCCAGAAUGGACACCGCACUGCCGCGUCCGCGUCUGUGGCUUCCAACGGUGAGAGCCCGGGGUGGGAGCAGACCUUGGAGAAUCUGUCGCUUGGUAGACGCGCUUCGGUCAAGUCCACCGGCAGCAGCGCCCAUUCACGAGAGCGCUCGGAUAGCGUCUACGGCUUCGGCAAGAACCCCUUCCACCGACGAGCGAGAUCCAAGCGUGAGAGCAGCGCCAACUCGUCCUCGGCCAGCUCCAUGUAUUCCGCCGAGGCGCCAGCCGACAGUGCCCUUGCCUCCACCAGCCACAAGGAGUCCUUUAUCCAGGCCCUCACCCGCCGACGAGCCUCUCGAGACGACACCGCAGCUGCCCAGAGGAGGCUGAACAUCUCGGGCCCUUACAACUUCCAGCAUGUCACUCACACGCACCGCGAUAGCGUUGCCCAGGCGCACGAGGGACCCGAGCAACUGACGAUGCGCGCAACCGGCCCAACCAGCGCCCCCAAUGUCACCAACCCAACCGAGGGGUCUGGUCUUCUCUUCCAUCCCGACGCCUACAACGAUUCUGGCGCCUUCUUCUCACGACCCGCCUUGAACCGCCAGAGCCAGGCCGUUCCUCCCAACGGAUCUCGUCGACUGAUGAGACGAAUCCGAUCGCAGGACCAGCUGCGAGGAAGCACUCCUUCCAUGUCACCGCCGCCCAGACCACCCAGAUCUCCCAUAAAGCCCACCGCGCCUGUAUCAGGCUCCCCCGGCUCGCCAUCUCGGAGCCCUAGCCUCCAAGAGGAAUACGAAGAAGACGACGAGCAGCCCACCGUCGUCAUUGAGCGACCAAAGACCAGCGGAGGUUUCCGCCACCCGCAGCCCUUCAACCCCGAUGAUUCAGUCGAGCCGGUGCCUCCCAUUGGGCCUCUUUAUGCUGCGCCGCUUUUGACUAGUCAAGAAGAGUAUUUUCACAAGACAAAGCUCUCGCCAAUCCAGCCCUCGCCCACCGAGCCCUCUUGGCCCCUUGCCAGCCCUACAUUGGCAACAUACGAGACCCCACUUGCUGACGUUCCUGAAGAGGAAGAGAGCGCAGCAGCUGCUAGACGGUCUAUCCGUGGCAGCCAAUCCGUCCCCAUGCUGCGCCGGUCUCAUCGUCCAGCGAGCAAUGCGUCGGAUACCCUUGGCAACCUCCACAUGACGUCUGUGCCACAGCAUGCCGUCGUCGAGUCAUCGGAGAAGCACGGAUUCCACUUUGGAAUCAUCGAAGAGAGCUGGGAGGACGACAUUGACUAUUGUUAUGACCACGAAGCGGAAGCCGACUGCGAUUACCAAUGGGAACGUGACUCGAUGGACACUGCGCGUGAUAGUGACACUCUUCCGUUGGAAGUUACCUUUCCCAUCGAAGAGAACAGUGUGCCCAUUGGAACAGCCAGUUCGUCGCCCGGUAUGCUCUCCGUAGCCACCUUUGACGGCCCGGGCCUGAGCCCAAUCAGCCAGACGUCAACGCCCACUGUCCAGGAGGCCAUUACUCCAGUCUUCACUGCACCCGUCGCCAACAACUUCUCUCUUCCCACCUUUGACAAGAAGAAGUUCCGCGCAUCCCACGCCUCGAGCUUCAAAGAGUCUCAUGGCUUUACCCUGUCACCGUCGCUGCUGAUCCCUGGCGAUUUCCAUCAGCAGAUGCUGAUUGAAGAGGGCGCCAGACACGACUACCCCGGAGAGGAUGACUUGACGCUUCCUUACCACUCGACUGCUUUCUAUGAUGAGAAUAGCAAGCCCGCCCAGUGGUCACAGCAGCGAGCGAGCACUUCCACUACCGGGACUGUCUCCACAUACUCUGAUACGACUGCCGAUCGCCACAUCUCCACCAACUCUACCUGGUCGUUUUACACUCGCAAUACCGCCAGCAGCAGUGGAUCUGUGCACAAGAUGACUGGCUCUUGGACCGAAUGCGCGGAGCCUCUACCUGUGGCUCAGGCUGAAGUGCCAGCACCUGUUGAUGCUGAGGCGGAGGGGGAUAUGACUAGCCCACAAGACACUGUUCCUGAGCUAAUCUCAUUCCCUCUGGCUCCAUCGAGGAAGUCGUCUCACAAGUCUCAUGCUAGUGAGUCGAUUAUUCACGAGGACGCAUCUUCGGGCCAGAAACGCCGCUCUCGAUCCAGGACUGCCAGCCUGAGCAGCCAGGCACCGCCUGUUGGGCAGUACGCCUUGUUCCCUCGAUCUUACAUCAAGCCAACUGGCGACCGUAUCUAA
Messenger RNA from Trichoderma atroviride IMI 206040, 2334 nucleotides. RefSeq lists its product as uncharacterized. Lineage: Eukaryota; Fungi; Ascomycota; Sordariomycetes; Hypocreales; Hypocreaceae. The record is from RefSeq and is a predicted model, not a curated record.